This is a messenger RNA of Vollenhovia emeryi, 2879 nucleotides long. RefSeq lists its product as uncharacterized. The record is from RefSeq and is a predicted model, not a curated record. The coding region runs from base 1799 to 2563 and encodes 254 amino acids. Gene Ontology annotation, molecular function: ubiquitin-protein transferase activity. Gene Ontology annotation, cellular component: BRCA1-BARD1 complex; BRCA1-A complex; plasma membrane. The transcript is spliced from 2 exons. NCBI's taxonomy places the organism in Eukaryota, Metazoa, Arthropoda, Insecta, Hymenoptera, Formicidae. Gene Ontology annotation, biological process: double-strand break repair via homologous recombination; positive regulation of transcription by RNA polymerase II; negative regulation of fatty acid biosynthetic process.
CGCAGCCGAAUGGCGCAAAGUCGUAAACAUCGACGAUCCCGUCUAGUUUCGGUGACUCGCUUUCUCUCCUUAUAGUUGAUCAGCGUCUGGACCGCGAGCGCACGGGGCGGACAUGUGAGAGCGGCGGAGCCUCGGCUGUGGUUCUGUACGGCUGCUGAUCGGUUGGCCCUAACGUCCGCCGACGUUCAAAAGCUCGAAAAGUCAGUUGACUUGCUCUGGCUGACGAUCUGCCUGUGCGUCUUGGAUCGGUCGAGUGGCCGCCACCGCCGGCGAUCGAAAGCCCCGAUGGUCCGCGAAGCCUCCGAUAUAAAACUCCGGGCAGCAUACGCCCGGAUUAUCCUCGCGCUAAGUCACUGCUCUCGGUCAAAUUCGCGUCAAUUUCGACUUUCUUUGUCGCCUGUGCAAUUGUCAGGAGAAACUCUCUCCGUUGCUUGCGGAAGAUAACUUCCGCUCUUUAUUGAAUUGUGUAAAAUUGUUAUCUUAAUCGCCAACUGAGCGUUCUCCUGAAUUAAGACGAGCCUCAUCCCGCUCUCGCACACCAAUAAAAUACCAGAACAAUUAAUCGGGUAAGGAGGUGGCGUUAAUCUAAGAUCGCGAGAAAUUUUCAAGGAUCGCGAUUAAUACCGGGAAUAUUCAACUGCGAAAAAAUCCGAACUCUCGAAAAUCGAAAAAGUAUCAGGCGAAUAUAAUCGGCGAGGAGCCAGCGCGUUAUUUUGUGGCGACUUGAGUUGCCCAUCUACACCACGACGUGUUCAUGGUCGUUGCCGUCGUUGGUGGCGCUGUCCGAGCCGCGAGCGGGACAGAGUUGUAACAGUCGUUCCUCUCAACUCGCACGAUCGAGAUCGGCCACCUCGACGUGCGGUUGCGAUAAUCGUAUUGCUCUAAAAGUGAAGUUGCGUCAUUACCGCCUUAGCUAACAUAAAACCAGCUACCGACAAGAGAAGUUCUGUGGCACUUCUGCCGGGGCUUCUGAACCUAUCUAAGUCCACAAGUGGUGACCCCGACGUGAUCCAAUCAUCGGCGGUCAGUAUAUCGGGGGGCAUCGAGUGUAUCCACGUGCGAACUUUAAUAUCCGGCGGGCUGUGAAUCGCAUUUUCAUCGCCGUGGGAUACGAGGGGGAGGGGCGAUAUAGGUUCAGACUUCUCGUUUGGCGCGUUGAAGUCGCAUCGCGGACGAUUAGAACAAUCAAUCGUUGUUCCGCGACUUGUCAACGGCCUGUCGAUUUGUCCGCCCGCGUUUUGAUUCAAUUGGCGAGUAGGCGUCUCUUUCCUCGACGACCUUUCUUUGUCGGAGUUGGAUUGUCUAGUGUUGUCUAGCGUCCGGAUAACAGCAGCUCUCCUUCGUGUCGCGCGGCUGAUGCGAGAGCGAUAGUAUGUCGUCCAAGUGACUGUCGUUCUGGACGGCAGCGACGAGCGCGUUGAAUCUCUCGAUGCAGAUCUGCAGGUGAUCGUCCUUGGAAAUGGUGCGUCUGUUGACGCUCUCCUUGCACAGCGGGCAAUGCGCCUUCUUCUUCUUCAGCAAGUUUAGUAUACAGGCCUUGCAGAACGAAUGGCCGCAUCGUGUCUUGGUAGGCUCCGUUAUGAGCUCCAGGUUUUCUCUGCAAGGGGGUAACCGCUGACUGGAAUCUUGUUGACGUCGCGCAACAACGAUUGAUUCUAAUCGUCCGCGAUGCGACUUCAACGCGCCAAACGAGAAGUCUGAACCUAUAUCGCCCUUCCCCCUCGUAUCCCACGGCGAUGAAAAUGACAAUGCGAUUCACAGCCCGCCGGAUAUUAAAGUUUGCACGUGGAUACACUCGAUGCCUCCCGAUGAUUGGAUCACGUCGGGGUCACCACUUGUGGGCUUAGAUAGGUUCAGAAGCCCCGGCAGAAGUGCCACAGAACUUCUCUUGCCGGUAGCUGGUUUUAUGUUAGCUAAGGCGGUAAUGACGCAACUCACUUUUAGAGUAAUACGAAUACUUUAUUAUCGCAACCGCACGUCGAGGUGGCCGAUCUCAAUCGUGCGAGUUGAGUGGAACGACUGUUACAACUCUGUCCCGCUCUGCGGCUCGCGUCGAUACGCUUUGGGCAAACCGUACCACGUUUUCGUCCGAUUUACCAUUGUCAUCGGAUAUUGGUUUCGCCGACUUAGCUUUGUCUUCGAUCGGUUUUUCGUCCGGACGAGGCAGCGAGACGAGGGGGAGAACCGCCGAGGGCAUUGUGGUGUACACAUUUGCGGCGUUACUGGGCGUUACUGGGCCUUUUCUGGGCUUUGUAAAGAUAAAAUAAGAGAAAACCUGGAGCUCAUAACGGAGCCUACCAAGACACGAUGCGGCCAUUCGUUCUGCAAGGCCUGUAUACUAAAAUUGCUGAAGAAGAAGAAGGCGCAUUGCCCGCUGUGCAAGGAGAGCGUCAACAGACGCACCAUUUCCAAGGACGAUCACCUGCAGAUCUGCAUCGAGAGAUUCAACGCGCUCGUCGCUGCCGUCCAGAACGACAGUCACUUGGACGACAUACUAUCGCUCUCGCAUCAGCCGCGCGACACGAAGGAGAGCUGCUGUUAUCCGGACGCUAGACAACACUAGACAAUCCAACUCCGACAAAGAAAGGUCGUCGAGGAAAGAGACGCCUACUCGCCAAUUGAAUCAAAACGCGGGCGGACAUCUUCGCGCCUACGCUUUUAUCCCUGCGGACGCGCAGCUAGCGCAGUCAUCCCGGCGGACGCGCAUCCAGCGCAGUCAUCCCGGCGGACAUCUUCGCGCCCUCGAGUCAUCCCGGCGAAUGCGCAUCCAGCGCAGUCAUCCCGGCGGACAUCUUCGCGCCCUCGAGUCAUCCCGGCGGACGGCACUCGGGGGCAGUGAUGCAAAUUCCGAUUCUUUUGCAGCACGAUGUGGUCGGAGA